This is a messenger RNA of Ustilaginoidea virens, 1026 nucleotides long. RefSeq lists its product as uncharacterized. Lineage: Eukaryota; Fungi; Ascomycota; Sordariomycetes; Hypocreales; Clavicipitaceae. The record is from RefSeq and is a predicted model, not a curated record. Gene Ontology annotation, molecular function: structural constituent of ribosome. The coding region runs from base 1 to 1026 and encodes 341 amino acids. Gene Ontology annotation, cellular component: mitochondrial large ribosomal subunit. The transcript has 3 exons.
AUGGCUGCUUCAAGCAGAGGCCGCCGCGCCCUGGGAUCCUUGAUAGCAGGUUCAUCCACCGUCUGCUCGAGAUGCGCCACGACGUCUGCCCGGGCUCCCUCGCGGCUGUACUCGGCCACCGCCGCAGCCGGCCCGGCGAGCCCCUCGUCUGAAGCCGCAGCCGCAGCCGCAGUUGCCGCCGCCGCGCCGCCGCCGUGCUACGACGUCCGGUCCGGGCUGGUUCUCACGCGGCCGCCCCUGCUGACGCGCAAGCUGCACCCGUUCGAGAACGCCUUCUUCUUCUACCAGAAGCGGCUGGAGGAGCGGCUCAACACGCCCUUCGUGACGAGCAUCUACUUCAAGCCCGACACGGCGCGCCGGCUGGACUGGAACCUCAAGGUGGGCGAGCGCCGGGGCACCGUGGCCAAGGACAUCGGCGUGUACAGCGGCAAGAGCGCGCGCGCGUGGGACGACGAGCUCCGCGCGGGCGACCCGCUCAGCGGCCAGGACAGCCUGGUGGACAGCCUGCUCCGCGACGCCGAGGCCCGCGUCAGCGACGACGCCGAGGUCAUCCCCGCCGAGGACGUGGUGCCCGUCGAGCGGCCCGCGCCGCGGGAGACCGAGGCCGACCGCGCGGGCGACCUGCGGCGCCUGGACAGGCAGCUGGACCGGACGCUGUACCUGGUCGUCAGGGGGGCGGGCGGCUGGGAGUUCCCGGCCGACCUGGUGGCCAAGCACGAGAACCUGCACGAGGCUGCCCGGCGGGUCAUGGACCAGGCGGCCGGGGUGAACAUGAACACGUGGAUCGUCGGCCGCGUGCCCGUCGCCCACGUCGUCGAGCAGCCCGUCCGGGAUGGCGAGGGCCUCGUCCAGACGCGCGGCCGCAAGACCUUCUUCCUCAAGGCGCGCAUCAUGGCCGGCCAGGCGGACCUGCACAGCAACCCCUUUGGAUAUACCGACUUCAGGUGGCUGACGCGGGAGGAGCUGCGGGAACAGCUGCCGGCGGACUACUUCCGCGGCGUGCGGAACAUGAUGUCGGAUCGGUGA